Messenger RNA from Penicillium vulpinum, 1461 nucleotides. RefSeq lists its product as uncharacterized. Bases 1 to 1461 code for a protein of 486 amino acids. The record is from RefSeq and is a predicted model, not a curated record. The transcript has 2 exons. Gene Ontology annotation, molecular function: N-acetyltransferase activity. NCBI's taxonomy places the organism in Eukaryota, Fungi, Ascomycota, Eurotiomycetes, Eurotiales, Aspergillaceae.
AUGUCGCACCCUACCAAGUUCAUGAGACUUGCAAGUCCCAAUGAACGCCGUACAAUUAGUCGCGAAGAUGUCGGCUUUUACAACGCGCUCGUCAUCGCAGCAAUUUACGACAUUGCGAAUGAGGAUAUAGAUGUUAAUUCUGCCCAGUCAUUUAUUGCACCUUUGAGACGCUGCAUCGAGAAGUACCCACACCUAAGUGUGGUAGUCAAGGACAAGCAUACCGACAAGGCAGCAUUCGAAGCAGUUUCUAGUAUUGAUCUCCACGAUCAUGUGUCUAUAAUUCAUGAAGACGAAACCAGUAGCAAUGACGAGGCGGCAAAAAUUCAAAAAAUUCUGCCAGCUAUACUUGACCGGCCAUGGCCUGCUGAUAUUCCACCUUGGCGAAUCGUGGUCCUUCCUCUGGUGUCACCACAAGACUCCGCAGUGAAGCGAUGCUUCAUCGCCUUUGCGUUCUCUCAUACUCUUGGAGACGGCAUGGUCGGAGUUGCAUUCCAUCGGACCUUUCUAGAUGCAUGGCGCCAGCCUACUGGCAUGGAGGAGAAAGCCUCUUUCUUAAUGACACCUCCAAGUCAAAUGCUCCCGCCACCCUUUGACACACCCGAAAGGCUUCCCAUAUCCUGGAAGUUCCUCCUUGAGCCAUUUUUGGCAGUUUAUUUGCCAAAGCUUGUGGCCAAACUUCUUGGGUUCCGCGCAUCUGCCAGCACGAUAGAUGCCGGUACUUGGAUUGGGCCGCCCAUGUUCUUCGAUCCAGCGGCCACCCUCCAGAGUAGAGUAAGACUCCUCGAGAUUGAGGCUCCGCUGGUCCAAAAGGCCCUGCAAGCGUCAAGAAGCCAUGGCACCAAGCUCACGGGAACGGUGCACCAGAUGGUUGUUCGAGCGCUGAGCAGGGCCAUUCCUAGCCCUAACGUAACGAAUUUUGUCUCAGGUACGCCUGUUGAUAUGCGAGCGUCUAUUGGGACACCUGGUCUCACAUGGGGUCUUUUCGUGUCUGGCCUUUACGAGGUACACCCACGGGUACUAAAUGUGACGGAGCCUGGGUUGUCCGAGGAGAUGUGGGAAGCUGCAAGGUCUAUGACCCAAAAGCUCGCUGAAUGUGGUGCGAGGCUGCAGGAUCAAGCAAUAGGCCUGCUGAGAUAUGUCCCCAGCAUCAGGAAUUGGACGUUGAGUAAACUUGGACACGAGCGGGACUCCUCGUACGAACUGAGCAAUUUGCUUGCCUUCGAUAACAUGGACGACGGCGCAGAUCAAAAGUGCAAGGUGGCCAAGAUGGUGUUUACGCAGCCUGGAAACGCUACCAGUGCGCCACUUGCUUUCAAUAUUAUCAGUGUCAAAGGAGGUAGCUUGAUGUGCACGGUGAGCUGGCAAGCUGGGGCCUUAGAUGUGCCGAUAGCGGAGGAAAUGUCAUUGGUUGAUCACAUAUGCUCGUCAAUUCAAGAGGACUUUGAAGCCUUGAGGGAUUGA